Synchytrium microbalum is the source of this 1383-nucleotide messenger RNA. RefSeq lists its product as uncharacterized. Gene Ontology annotation, cellular component: cyclin-dependent protein kinase holoenzyme complex; nucleus. Gene Ontology annotation, biological process: regulation of cyclin-dependent protein serine/threonine kinase activity. Gene Ontology annotation, molecular function: cyclin-dependent protein serine/threonine kinase regulator activity; protein kinase binding. The record is from RefSeq and is a predicted model, not a curated record. Bases 1 to 1383 code for a protein of 460 amino acids. The transcript is spliced from 2 exons. Lineage: Eukaryota; Fungi; Chytridiomycota; Chytridiomycetes; Synchytriales; Synchytriaceae.
AUGGGGGUUGGAAUGAAACAAGAUUCAUCGGGGGCCUCAUCAUCAAUGCAAUCCUUGACCGCCAGCCUUGUUGGACUUCCUCUAUUCGGUCAGUUCCAGCGCAAACGUUCACCAAAAGACUCUGUUAGAUCUCGUGAAUCUUCCAAUUCAAGCAACAGGUCUCAACGAUCACCAAGGAAUCAAUUCGAUUAUAAACGACCAUCGCCACCAAAUACGAGAUCUACCUCCUCGGCCUCUUCAAAAGCACCACAAGACAAGAGAUCUACAGCCAUCGAUAUGCCAACAUCACACCGAUACUCAUCCGUCGCAACAAAUGACCCAUCCAUUCACUCUUCACGGCACAUGGACGCUGGAAUGGCUCAUAAAUUGGCCAAAUCUGUCUCCUCUGGCGCCCUAGAUAUCCAAUCGUAUGCUGUCGGCGCUCACCAUGGCGGCGGAAUGGUUAAAGCUGUGAGUCGGGAAAAGUUGCCAAUGUAUGCUGGUGGUAUUCAAGCUAUGGAUAUGGCUCCUGCUGCAUGGACUGUAGCCAGCAAGAUUCAAGAUGAUGAUGCGAGAAUGGUGCACCUGCCAAUGAUAAAUACCAGAAUACCAAAGGUCGUUGAGAAAAUGCUUCCAUCGCCGUCACCGAGACGCGACAAGAGGCUGGAAGUUGAUCUGAUACAAUACGCUGAAGUCUAUGUAGAGUCACUCUUUGCCUGCGACACUACUGGCACUCAACCACAACAAUCCGCACCACCAUCAUAUCCCCCACUCGCUUCAUUCUUGCAAUCCGUCAUGCAAAGGACAAGGGCGUCAUUAACAACUCUAGUAACAUCGCUCUUCUACCUCCGACGCUUAAAAGAACUUCACCCUGUGUGCAGAGGUUCUCAUGGAUCAGCUCAUCGACUAGCACUGACCGCGCUAGUUGUCGCUAGCAAAUACCUCCACGACGACACGUACGACAACAAGGCUUGGGCUCAAGUCUCUCAAGGGCUCUUCAAGACAGAAGAAGUAAACCAAAUGGAGUCUGAAUUAUUGCACUUCUUGCAAUACAAGCUCUAUGUCGCAAACUCGGAAUGGGAGGCUUUUAGCGCUGAAAUCGGUUAUGGAAUGGAAACCAGUAUAAGGUCGCUUAGAUCUGAUUACAAGACUAGUAGUCCAGGCACCAAGAGGCGGUUCUCUGAAGAAUUGUCGAUAUAUGAUAGAGAACAGUUUGAAAUGUAUGAAGAGAGAAAGAGGAAGGAGGCUGCGAUGAAGGCUGCAGCUGAAAGCCAGAAAGCUAGUGUUGCCCUUGCUGCUGAAAGAUCUGAAAUGAGACGGACGGCUUAUGGAACUGCUGCAUCACACCCACAACAAAUACCUCAACAACAUCACGACCGAGGAGGCUUCCAGCUUAGAAACUAG